Durusdinium trenchii is the source of this 1359-nucleotide messenger RNA. The record is from the annotation of a GenBank genome assembly. Lineage: Eukaryota; Dinophyceae; Suessiales; Symbiodiniaceae.
AUGCUUGGACACAUACUCAUUCUUUAUGAUUGCCCACUCUCUGGCGGGUUAGUAGGUCUUCAUCGUAGCAGUUUGGAGUUUCAACCUUCAGAUCUUUGGCAUUCUGAGGCGAAGAAACUGCGAGAGAUCCUCAAAUUGGAGGAGAAAGUGAAAGGUGGUGAAAGCCUGGCACAGAAUCAGCAGGACAAGGUUGACUCCAAGGAUUCUCUCCUGCAGGAGGUGACAAAGUUGGCAGGAAAGCUUCCGGGUGAUUCCGAUGUCCUUGAAAAGACUCAGGACAUUACAGCGCUCCUUCCGGCUAAGACUGUGAAAGGAAUCGAGCAGAGGAGGCAACAGGAGCAAGAGCGAAGACAAAACCGGGAGAAGAAGCAGGAGGAAGAACGUCGAGCUCCAGUUUUCAUGUGUCGCCAUGAUAGGCCAAUCCUUAGCGUUUGCGUAUCAGCAGACAGUAGGUAUCUCUUCACCUGCUCAAAGGAUGGCAAUUUAAUUUGCUGGUCGCUGGAAGAGAAGUUAUUGAAGGCUCUGUACACCUUCGCAGGGCACACUGGUGCUGUGUUCACACUGGACGUCACUUCGGCUCCACCUUUGCUGAUCAGUGGCUCUGCUGAUGGCCAGGUGAAAUUUUGGGAGGGAGACCCUACACGUUUGACACCGCUGACUGUAACCUCACCCAAGAAUACCUUGGAGCAUGGAGGUCGUGUGAGGGUGCUGAGAUGGUGCCCUUUUGAUGAGGGCUCCUCUGGACGGCGCUUCGCUAGCGCAUCUGAAAAGCUGGGGUCCAAGCCUGCAGUCAUUGCGGUUUGGCAUGCCAGCCCAGCUGGAGAGACCAAGCAGUUGCUUGAGAUCAAGGAUUUGCCCGGCAAAGCCAACGAUUUGCAGUGGGGUGGAGGUGGAAAGCUGAAACUUUUCUCCGCACAUGACAAUGGUUAUGUCGGCGUUUGGUCAGUGGAGGGUCCAGGGUCAUUGAUGAAGACCAUCAAGCUGCACAAUGCCGCAAUAUCUGCGCUGACGCUUACCUCUGAUGCAUCAACACUGGUGACAGCAUCACAUGACAAAACCUCCAAAGCUGUAGAUGUUUCACAGGCUGCUACAGAAACACUUGCGACAUUUGAGUUGAAUCGCCCGCUGAAUGCUGUGGCAGUGACGGAGGACUUUGUAGCCCAGAAAAGUGGGGCGGUGGUGCUUGCGGGUGGCAAGGACGCUCGCGAUGUGACCCGUGCCAAAGAUAUGCAAGAUGAUGAGUUUGAAGCGAAGGCCAAGAAGAGGCAAAGUAGCAGAGUAGUUCAGGCUGGCAUUGGUCAUUUUGGCCCUGUGCAUGGCCUCCUGUCUUUGCCAAGGUGCCAUUGGUUUGAUAGUUGA